Molecule: messenger RNA, 1311 nt
Organism: Torulaspora delbrueckii
Lineage: Eukaryota; Fungi; Ascomycota; Saccharomycetes; Saccharomycetales; Saccharomycetaceae
Gene: DBP8
Product: ATP-dependent RNA helicase DBP8
Exons: 1
Coding region: 1-1311 (436 amino acids)
Molecular function (GO): nucleic acid binding; ATP binding; RNA helicase activity
Source: RefSeq, a predicted model, not a curated record
AUGUCUGAGUCAUCUGUUAGUACUUUCAAGUCGUUGGGACUGCCAAGAUGGUUAGUUGAUGCCUUAUCGGCGAUGAGAAUUACACAACCUACUUCUAUUCAGAAAGGAUGCAUACCGGCCAUCAUGAAAGGUGGUGAUUGCAUAGGUGGAGCCAAGACCGGUUCUGGUAAGACUAUUGCAUUUGCGGCACCUAUGCUGACUAAAUGGUCCGAAGAUCCUAGCGGGAUGUUUGGUGUUGUUCUUACACCGACAAGAGAACUGGCAAUGCAAAUCGCGGAGCAGUUUACUGCCCUUGGAAGCAGUAUGAACAUCAGAGUUUCUAUAGUGGUCGGUGGUGAAAGUAUUGUCAAACAGGCACUGGAGUUGCAAAGAAAACCACACUUUAUCAUUGCGACCCCGGGCAGACUGGCACAUCAUAUCCUAAACAGUGGAGAAGAUACAGUGGGUGGCUUGAUGCGAGCCAAAUUUCUCGUUUUAGAUGAAGCAGAUAGUUUACUGACAAGUACAUUUGCCAAGGAUCUCAAUGUAUGCGUGAGCGCCCUACCGCCAAAGGACAAAAGGCAGACACUACUUUUCACCGCUACCAUCACUGAUCAAGUGAGAGCAUUGCAAGACGCACCAAGUCAAGAAAACAAGCCACCGCUAUAUUGUUACGAAGUGGAAAAUGUGGACAACGUUGCUGUGCCGUCCACUUUGAAGACAGAGUACAUUUUAAUCCCAGAAUAUGUCAAGGAAGCAUACCUUUAUCAUUUAUUGACAUCCGAAGAGUAUAAAGAUUCCAGUGCAAUAAUCUUUGUUAAUAGAACUAUGACCGCCGAGAUAAUGAGAAGAACACUUAAAAAUUUGGACAUAAGAGUAGCCUCUCUACACUCUCAGAUGCCUCAGCAGGAAAGAACAAACUCUUUGCAGCGAUUCCGUGCCAACGCCGCUAGAGUUCUGAUAGCCACCGAUGUUGCCUCUAGAGGUCUUGAUAUCCCCGUAGUUGAACUAGUUGUCAACUACGAUAUCCCAUCAGAUCCCGACGUUUACAUUCACAGAUCAGGUCGUACUGCUCGUGCUGGAAGACGAGGUGAUGCCAUUUCCUUCAUCACACAGCGUGAUAUCUCCAGAAUCGAGGCAAUUGAGACACGUAUCAAUAAGAAGAUGGAAGAGUGUACAUUGGUAGGAGAUACAGCGGUGAUAAGAAAAUCGUUAAACAAAGUGACGAAGGCCAAAAGAGAGUCUCUAAUGGCUAUGGAAAAGGAGAACUUUGGUGAAAGAAGGAAAAUUCAGAGACAAAAGAACAUGAACCAGAAGGGACACAGGGCAUAG